Molecule: messenger RNA, 669 nt
Organism: Cornus florida
Lineage: Eukaryota; Viridiplantae; Streptophyta; Magnoliopsida; Cornales; Cornaceae
Product: beta-glucosidase 18-like
Exons: 4
Coding region: 1-669 (222 amino acids)
Biological process (GO): carbohydrate metabolic process
Molecular function (GO): beta-glucosidase activity
Source: RefSeq, a predicted model, not a curated record
AUGCGCCGUUAUCUUGGGAAAGAAUUACCCAGUUUCUCAGCAGAGGAAGCUAAAUAUGUCAAAGGCAGUAUAGACUUCAUUGGCCUUAACCAUUAUUCAACCUUUUAUGCCAAGGACUGCAUCCAUUCUAGUUGCAUUCUAGGUGAAGAUCGUGCAAUCCGAGGCUUUGUCAACCUUUCUGUGGAGCGUGAUGGUUUUCCAAUUGGACAACCGACAGGGAUGUCCGUAUUUUUCAUAGUUCCAAGAGGCAUGGAGGAGGUCAUUGACUAUCUUAAGGAAAGAUACCAUAAUCUGCCUAUGUUCGUGGGUGAAAAUGGAUAUUGUCCACCGCAGCAACAAGAUGAACAGGUGAAUGAUCAACUCCACGAUGUCAAGCGAAUUGAAUUUCACAAAGCAUACCUCGCUUCGUUGGCCAGGGCAAUAAGGAAGGGAGCCGAUGUUCGCGGCUAUUUUGCAUGGUCAUUGAUGGACAACUAUGAGUGGGUAGCUGGUUACAAGAUCAAAUUUGGGCUUUUCUACAUUGAUCGUCAAACCCUAAAGCGGAUACCAAAGCUUUCUGCUAAAUGGUAUAAAAAUUUUCCAACCAACACUAGUAGCCACAAAAGUAAACAAAUGAGAAACAAAAAUGAGAUGAUCUCUUUAUUGGAAGCCAAAAGAGCAGAAAUGUAA